Synchiropus splendidus (mandarinfish) is the source of this 8143-nucleotide messenger RNA. RefSeq names its product exocyst complex component 8 (gene exoc8). The coding region runs from base 5847 to 7907 and encodes 686 amino acids. Gene Ontology annotation, biological process: exocytosis; Golgi to plasma membrane transport; intracellular protein localization. Gene Ontology annotation, cellular component: exocyst. The transcript is spliced from 4 exons. Lineage: Eukaryota; Metazoa; Chordata; Actinopteri; Syngnathiformes; Callionymidae. The record is from RefSeq and is a predicted model, not a curated record.
CUCCAGCUCUUCGCUCGCGUCAGCUCAGACUUUUAUUUUGAAGGAAAGUUUCCGUUUCAUGUUGCAGCUGCUUGCAGUAAAUUUCCCCGCGAUGGGGCUCGCGGGGUGGACUGGCUUCCUGUCUGCAGGGCGGCUCCCGCACGCAUUCCUUCUCUCCGCACCGCGGAAGACACACGUGGAUGUUCGGUGUUCCAGAAUCAUGGACCUGAACCCAGCACCGAAGGUGGCAACGGUCGACCCAACCCCCCGCUGCUCCUCUCCGAACCUCUGCUCUCGCCUCCAACGUCCUGUUGGUUCUGAUCAGACUUGGCCUUGACGGUUCUGCUGGGUCAAACCUGAAGACCCUUCCCUGCUACUGCUUCCCAAAAUGUUCUGCUCACUGCAUCUGAAUGUGGACUCCUGCCUCACUGUUGAGGUUCUGUCAAGGUGUCCAGUAGGACCGGUUCUGUUGACCUCACUCAGGUGAACCUUGACUGUCCACUCUAUUGACCCUCUCCUGAUGAACCCUAAUCUGUGAGUAGUGUUUCACCUUUGACCUUUGACAUGCAGCCAAGGGGGUUAUCUAUUCUUGUGAAGUGUAACUCUUGGAGAAACGCCUCCUUGUGAGGACAUUUGGCCCAGUUAGGAGGGCCAAUACUUUAAACUAACUGGGUUUUAGUUUGAUUCAGAGUCCUGGUUCCUGUGAUGAGAGGUCCCCACAACACAUAAAAACACUACUGUGUGUGCGAACAACAAUGGACAGAUGGUGGGCUUCACUUCACCCGCCUGGAGCCACGUCUGAACCAUAACAAUGGGAGCAGUGCACAAAAGAGUCUCACUCUCACACACGCUCACACGCACACACACACACAGUCUGAUCACGAUCACAGCAUCAGUAAACAUGGCUGAGUCGGGGCUCGGUCCUCCUUCCUCCUGCAGUCGUCCAGGAGACCCUCAGAGGGGAACCUCUGCUCCUCCAACAGCAGACGAGCCCAGCUCGGUGGAGGCCACGGGGCAGACCCAGAUGAUGUCACUCUGGCCUGGCAGCAACUUCCUUCACUGCCUGGAGAGGAACAUCAUCUCCAGAGGAGUCCAGGCCAUGUGACCUCAGCAGUUCAGUGGUGCCAUUUGUCGCGUAGGUCUGCUGACAGGAAGACGAAGCCUCAAGUCACUUCCUCAUUCUCCAGAAGAGCAGAGCUUAAACCCUAAACGCUGCAGCAGAAGACGACUACUGCUGGUCCUGCUCACCUCCACUGGUGAAAAGGUCCAACACCUUCAUGAGUCUGAAGCUCCUGAUGCCUUUCCUCUCUUCACAGGAGCAGCUGGAGACACCUUCCUCUUCGCUCAGGAGGGAGCUGAGGUCACUCUGUCAUGUGACUCCAGAGCACCUGACCGGUUGGUUCUCUCUUCUCACCAUGUCCUCCUCUAGUGACUCGCUCCCAGACUCAAGGUGACGUGACCUUGACCUGUAAAGUGAUCUGUCCUAGUUUCUGCCCUCAGAAGGUCCAGUGACUGUAUCAGGGUCAAACUAUAACCACAGGAGAUUCUGCUGUUCAGUUUCCUCUCUCGUUCCUGGAGAGCGACCUCCUCACAUGAGAAGUCUCACACAGAGACACGGUGGAGAGGUUCUGUCUCUUGAGACAGAGCUGCUUCUUCAGACCAGUCCACCUGUGGGUUCAGGCCUGAGACAUCGAUGGUUAGCCGUCAGAUGACUCUUUAAUCCGGAGCAGAAGGCGGGUGUGCUCAUGUGGGCGCUCCCUGCUGGGACGCCUGGGCUCAGCAGGUGGGCUGUAAUCCCACCCGAUCACUGACGGCGCCGCACUUAAACUGGCUAAUGAGGUCCGACUGAUCCGCUCCCGACCCGCGAUCCACUCGUCCGCUUUGUCUCCGGUCCCUUCCGUGUCCAGGGUGUCCGUCAUGUUACUGCGCCGCACCACAGGCUUGUGGAGGACCGGAGUCCCUCUCUCACACACCCAUACACACAGUCUCUUCGGGGUCAUGAGGCCACCGUGACGGAAGGUGCUGGAACUGAAAACAGGGACAAGAGAACUCUCACACGCGGAAGGACGCACUUGCUGUCGCCAUGCCGACCUGCUUUUGUGGUUCUCAACUUCAAUGAGGGUCAGAGAGUUUGAGCCACGAAGAUCAUCUGCCAUAUACAAGGUUCAAGUGAGAGGAAAACGUUCAGUUCGGAGCAUCACAGAUCAGAACCUGGGUUCUCCUCAGGUGCAGUGUGCAGACUGAGGAGGAAAUAGUCGUUACCUGUCGCCCCCUGCAGUCAACACGGCGUAUUGCAUCAGCUCCCGACGCGCUCGGGAUUAGUUUGUCUAAAUAAGUGUCUUGUCCUCAGAGAAAACUCGGUGACGUGCUGGAAGUCACGUGGAGACUGAGCUCGAGGGUCUGUAAGACCUGGACCGUGGUCAACACAUUGUUCCGAGAAAAAUAAAGUCAAGGCGCGGGAAAGGGAGUGAGGCCAAGAACCAGACUGUCGGCGCAGGAAGGGAUGAAAGUGUAUUUAUUAUUAUUCUUAAAAGUUUCUUCAGCACAUAAAACCGCAUCCUUGUGACGUCGAGUCCCUGAGGGAGGAGUCCCACGCAGACUCCUGAGGAUGGUUUGUAUUCGUCCCAUAAAACAUUUAAAAACAAAGUCGAACAGGGGAGAAUAAAUAACAAGGAAUGUGACCCCGGGAGUCGGCACUGGUCAGAGGUCGCGCCCUGGAACUCGACCUUUGAGAUGGAGUGCAACACCUGGUCGCCCCCUGGUGGCUAGAAAUGCUCAGGGACGGACAUGAUGUCGCAGCGGUAUUUAAAAGCCAUUAUGUUUAGAAAAGUGGGCGUGGCUUGAACGGACGCUACGUGGACUUGUUGCCGCACGACCCGGGAUCAUUUCCAAACGUGAGCAACAGACAAAUGAGGCCCAGAAAGGGAACAUUUUACAGAAGUCGGGCCGAGGUCUGACAGCAGCACCAGGUGCAGGUCCAUGAGGUCAGCAGGGAGGCACUGGCUGGUCACAGGCUCGGAGGCCAGGCAGUGAUGACAUCACCGAGGUAGUAGUGCGGCUUUAAAAGCACUGUUGGGACAGACAGGAGUCCAGAUGCUGGUUGAUGCUGGACUCCAGAAUCAUCUGCUGACACACGGGACACGGGACCGUCACCCGAGGGAAGGCAGCAGGCUCGGUGUGUUGAGGCGCUGGCGGUGGAGGGGUGGAGGUCCCAGAGGUCCCAGAGGUCCCCUGAGCAGCCGACGCAGCAGCCUGACUGCUCAACCUCUUCUGGAAGAAAAGGAAGAUUCCGGCCGGGUCGGUGGCGUCACGCGGCCUCUUCCUGGGCGGGGGGCCUCCAGCGGCUGCAGUGCUGUCGCGGCUGGACCCGCUGAGAGGAGGUGGCCGGAUGGAGGUCUUGGGCAGAGCUGGUGAAGCUGCGGGUUUCCUGCUGAAGAGGUCUUCCAGGGACUUGUGUCUGGUGUGGUCCGCCGCCUGCCGGCCGCUGCUGCCGUCGCUGGACCGCUGGAUCCGCACCGGCGAGCCAUCGAUGUUGACAAAGGCCCGGGUGUUUCCCACUGAGCGCUUCUUGGGCGCCUCCAGCCCUGUGGAGCUCAGAGGCUUGAGGGAGGCGGAAGGCUUCGGCGGGGAUGGAGGGAGCGGCAAGGCGGGGCUUCCUGUGACAGGCACCUGAGACGAGGACGACUCUCCCCCCAGCAGGAAGCCUUUACCGCUGAAGGGGAUGAUCUUCCGGAUGUCCUGAGAUCCAGAGCCUGAAGACAAGCAGGGGAGCUCCAUCAGCGUCAGGUCCAGCCCACCAUGGGGGGGGCGACUGCUCACCUGCAGCGGAGGAGCUGGAAGGUUUCUGACUUCCAGCCAUCUUCUCCUCCUUCCUGCCGCCCUUCUUGCCCUUCUUGCCGUAACCUUCCGGCUCCUUCACUUUGGUGUAGGUCCCCCCGCACGUCCUCUGGUGGUCUCCCCACCACGGGUCCAGACGGGACGGAGCCCUGUUCAUCGCCCGCUUCACGUAGCCAAAGUAGGGCUUCCGGGUCUGACAGGGGCCGUCGCAGCGCCACCAGUGCUGCCGGUACACGUCCACCUCGUCGUGGAAGUCAUGGUAGACCUGCAGAGGACAGAGAGGAAGACCUGAGCGCCCCGGUCGCAGCUGACCCACCAAGACACGGCCUUACGCUGAUGUUGGUCCCGCUGGCUGCGUUGAUCCGCUUCAUGUGCUUGCAGAACUCGGGCCCGUGUCCGUCGCGGUCCCGGUUGUUCUGGGUCACGAAGAGCAGCGCGUGGAUCAUCUCGUGGAGCAGCGUCUGAGACAACAAGCGGGUCACGUCAGGGUCGGAUGUGUGAGGUCAGUGGGCGGGGCUCACCUCCACCAGGUCUUUUCUAGGUCGCAGCUUGAGCAGAGGUUCGCUGAGCCGGAUGGAACACAGGCCGCCGCGGCCCUCGUAGGAGCAGACGCCCGCGCACCUGCAGGGGCAGGCGGACCGUGAGUGACGUCACGCCCACGCACGCUCAAACAUCCUGCUCACGGUGAGCAACGUUCCAACGCCACCUGCACUGACCCGAGAACCGCACGCGCAGAUGUUUUGGACAGACCGGGAGAAUUUUCUGUCUAUAAACGAUAUGAAACCAAGAGCUGAACGUGUAUUGUUUGGUGCUAACAAAAGGAAAUCCCAUCAAGGGCGUUAGAUAUGGUUUAGAAAUGUUUAUUCAUACGAGUUUUCAACAAAGACGUGGCUUUCCUGUCUUCCAAACUUCCUUCAGUUAUGAUAGUGAAACAACUAAUGCGACCGAAUCUUCGGUAAAGAGCACAACUUUAAGCAGAAGCAUAAACUUCCGUUUUCCGUCUUUUAUCGACAUGAACACGAACACACUUGUCUUUUGUCAUAAACAUGUGAAUCAAGUUCAGAAUAAUGAAAAUAACGGCGCGACUCACAGCGUCAUCCUCGCGCUCCACUUCACCUCCACCCCGGACAGUUUGCCCCAGAAAAACGUGUCGUUGAACUCCAGGAACAUGGACCUGACGUCCGGACUCGGGUCCAGCGUCUCCCACGACUCGUCCACGAUGGACAGCGGCCUCUCGGGCUUCCAGUAGGGCACAACAUCGCUCGCGGUCCCGUGGCGCUUCCUGGCGUCCGACGCCUGUGCGGAGGGAAGAGACGCCGCGAGCUCGCUGUCGAACUGCUGCUGGAGCUCGAUGGCGAGGAGCAGAUCCGCGUCCAUCCCAGCCCAACCGCCAGCUCAGCCUACAGCGCAUCCAAAUACCGACAGCUCAAACACACCGACAUCAGUCGAGCAGCUCACGCUAAAACCGCUUCAAAACGCAGCGUCUUCACUAGUCUCAUAUUCAACGGCUGUUUACAAAGACCUGGACCAAGUUCCGGUUACACGUCACACGCAGUACCGCUUUCAUUUCAGAGUAAAAGCGAAUCAAGGUUUUGCUUACAAAUACAACAAUUUUAAGUUACAGGACAAUGUUUGAAUGUGUUAUUUGAUUAGGGUUUGAAACACUUGGAGAUAUUCUACGGCCGAAUCAUGUGCAUUUACCCAGCAGUCCGAGUUUAAAGAAGAUUUAUUUUUGUGGUUUUGACACGUAUUUCCGGACGCCGAACAAACCGGAACCGAAUCGUUACGAAAACUGUGUUCAAAUGAAAGAAAUAAACAAAUGAACAUAGAUUUUGCUUUUGACACCAGAGUAUAGAUAUAAGUAUACACGAACCUGAUUUAGGACAAUUCAUAAAGAUUCAUAAACGAUGGUUCACGUGACCGGCGCGGGAGUUGACGACUUCCUGUUUGGGGAACAAGCGGAUGUGAAAUGAACCUCUCUUGGUUGUUCCUCUGAAAGUUGCUUUUCCUCGACGGUUGAACAGCACACGAUGUCGGAAACCGGUAACCGACUGCGCAAACUGCUGGAGUCUCCGAAUUUCGACCCUCAGAACUACGUGAAGCAUCUGUCGCAGCAGUCGGAUGGCGACCGAGACCUGCAGGAGCAUCGGCAGAAGAUCCAGAACCUGGCCGACGAGACGGCGCAGAACCUGAAGAAGAAUGUCUACAAGAACUACCGGCAGUUCAUCGAAACCGCCAAGGAGAUUUCCUACCUGGAGAGCGAGAUGUACCAGCUGAGCCACAUCCUGACCGAGCAGAAGAGCAUCAUGGAGAGCGUCACGCAGUCGCUGCUGUCCACAGACAAGGACGAGACCUCCAAGGAGAUGCAGGCGGCCUUCCCCAAGGAGACGGAGGAGCUGAAGCAGAGGACUCUCACCUCGCUGCUGGAGAAGGUGGAGGGAGCUCAAAACAUCAUGGACACUCCAGGGAGGCACUUGAUCUACAAUGGGGACCUGGUGGAGUUUGACGUGGACAACAUGUCCCACAUCCAGAAGGUCCACGCCUUCCUCAUGAACGACUGCCUGCUGAUUGCCACCUGGCUGCCAAACCGCCGCGGCACGGUCAAGUACCAGUACAAUGCCCUGUACGACCUGGAGAGCUUUGCUGUGGUCAACGUAAAGGACAACCCUCCCAUGAAGGACAUGUUCAAGAUCCUCAUGUUCCCCGACAGCCGUAUCUUCCAGGCAGAGAACAGUAAAAUCAAGAAGGAGUGGCUGGAGAUCCUGGAUGAGACCAAGAAGAGCAAGGUCUCGAAAGACCGGCACAAGAAAGAGGAGGAAGUUCCCACUUCCCCGGCGAGACCUGAGGUGUCCACCAACCCUUUCGACGUGGACGAUGAGGAACUGAUGGAGGCAGAAGAAGUCGUGAACCUCAGUCUGGAGUGGAUUCAGGAGCUGCCCGAGGACCUGGACGUGUGCAUCGCUCAGAGAGACUUUGAAGGAGCCGUGGAUCUUCUGGACAAGCUGAACGAAUAUCUGAAGGACCAGCCGGUCACUCAGAAGGUCAAGGAGCUGCGGGGCAGAGUGGACGAGCGAGUGCGUCAGCUGACCGAGGUGCUGGUGUUCGAGCUGUCGCCUGACCGGUCGCUCCGUGGCGGACCCAAAGCCACCCGCAGGGCUGUGUCCCAGCUGAUCCGACUCGGUCAGUCCACCAAGGCCUGCGAGCUGUUCCUGAAGAACCGGGCCGUGGCGGUCCAGACGGCAAUCCGUCAGCUGCGUAUCGAGGGCGCCACGCUGCUCUACAUCCACAAGCUCUGCAACAUCUUCUUCACCAGCCUGCUGGAGACGGCCAAAGAGUUCGAGAUGGACUUUGCUGGGAACACGGGCUGCUACUCCGCCUUCGUGGUGUGGUCGCGCUCUGCCAUGAGGAUGUUCGUCAACGCCUUCAGCAAGCAGGUGUUCGACAGUAAGGAGAGUCUGUCGACGGCGGCCGAGUGCGUGAAGGUUGCUAAAGAGCACUGCCAGCAGCUGACAGAGAUCGGCCUGGACCUGACCUUCACGCUGCAGUCGCUGCUGGUCAAGGACGUGAAGGCGGCGCUGCUGAGCUACAAGGACGUCAUCAUCGAGGCCACCAAGCACCGCAACUCCGAGGAGAUGUGGAGGAGGAUGAACCUGAUGACCCCCGAGGCCCUCGCCAAGCUCAAGGAGGAGAUGCGCGGCUGCGGCGUCAAUACCUUCGAGCAGUACACGGGCGAUGACUGCUGGGUGAACCUGAGCUACACAGUGGUCGCCUUCAGCAAGCAGAUGAUGAACUUCCUGGAGGAGGGACUGAAGCUCUACUUCCCCGAGCUGCACAUGGUGCUGCUGGAGAGCCUGCGCGAGAUCAUCCUGGUGGCCGUGCAGCACGUGGACUACAGCCUGCGCUGCGAGCAGGACGCCGAGAAGAAGGCCUUCAUCCUGCAGAACGCCACCUUCCUGCACGACACGGUGCUGCCGGUGAUGGAGCGCCGCUUCGAGGAGGGCGUGGGGAAGCCCGCCAAGCAGCUGCAGGACCUGAGGAAGAGCACCCGGCCAGUGCGGGUCAACCCCGAGAGCACCACCUCUCUGGUCUAGCUCCUCACUGACCAGCACCAGAAGAGCAUCCAUCAGUUGGAAUCACUAAAACAGGUAAUUGAAUCGCGAGUUCAUGUGUUGAAUAAAUCUGUUAUUUAUGUCGAUAACUGGAGUUGAAGCUGGAAUUUUGGUUCAACUUUGAUGUUUUCUAAGGUAAAAUGAACUGGUGAGGAGACGUUUUGAAUCUGAAGGAAACGUUUGUCAAUAAAAUGAGUCACUGCAGUCGACAGAGUAUU